This is a messenger RNA of Suillus fuscotomentosus, 1754 nucleotides long. RefSeq lists its product as uncharacterized. The coding region runs from base 428 to 1351 and encodes 307 amino acids. The transcript has 4 exons. Lineage: Eukaryota; Fungi; Basidiomycota; Agaricomycetes; Boletales; Suillaceae. The record is from RefSeq and is a predicted model, not a curated record.
UGCAGUCUGAGUACUUGAUCGCUUCUCUUGCGGUCUUCCUAGUCCACAUCCAAAGUAUCAGUGGCAAGGAGCUUGUCCAAUAAACUUCAAGAACAUAUCACGCCAUCCUGGGCAUCAUCGGAAAUGUCAACUUCCGAAGCUCACAGGACACUGAAGCGCCCCCGUCAUGACGAUAAUGAAUCUAUGUUAGCGGGCAGGGCUUCUGGUGUUCAUCACAAUGGUGCAAAGGUGAAGCGCGAACAAAGUCUGACGCCUCCGCCUCCACAACGGAAGUUGGUCAUGUUCGGGACAAAACGCUUUGCCCCCUUUCCCUUGGACUGUUUGCCUCCGUUCUCUGGGUACAAGCGGAAUCGAAGGAUAUGGGCCAAGAAGUGUCAAAGUGAAAUUGAGGCUCUGAAGCUUCAAACGGAAAAGUUGCUCAUCAGGUAUGUCGAAUUGCAUUGGAUGGACUUGUACUCUGAUCCCUGGCAGAGACGAUGGUGUGAUAGUCGACUGGAAGAGUUCGAUUCCAGUUUGGUCAGACACAUUGCAACCAGCAGAGCUUGAUCUUGCUGCUACGAUCGCACUUGCACAUCAGGCAAAUGCUCAACAGUACAUUUCCCUUCACCACACGCCAGAAGCCCCCUCUCAAUCGGCCGUAUCACUUCCGGUCACUGGUGUCGAUGAUGAUGAUGUUCUUAUAGUGUCCCCACCCACACAAAAACUCCCCAUCCCACCUCGGCCACGGAGAAAUGUAGCAUCGCCAUCUGUAUCAUCCUCUCCCGCGGGAGGCUCCAAAUCUCAGGCACCCCAUAAGCCCGAUCCUCCAUCUGCGGCUGUUCCCGCUCCAUCCAGGCCUCUGAAUGACUUUCCGACGAUCAUGAUAGUACCCGAUGAAGAGGAAAAAAUGUCGAAAAUGACGAUGGAAUAUCUUGAAAGAUACUUCCAAACGUUCGAUUCGGAUCGUGCCAGUCUUGCUUCUGCAUAUUCUAGCAACGCGUGCUUCUCGUAUCGAGAAGUCAAGUGCUUCUCUCCUGGGUUGCCCCACUUGCAACCCUCGUUACCUCCAUCUGACUCUAUCAAGCAUACCCGGCUCGACAUUACCGCAACCCUCCUUUCCCUUCCUCCUUUACAACUCUUGCCGUUGGCUGGAUUAGCAGCAGACAUCGACUACGACAUCAUGUGGCUUGGUUCCCCCAUUGGAAUGUUCGCCAUCUGUGGGGGUGUCCAUCACGGGCAUGCCUCAAAGCGACCGGUGACACAUAGCUUUUUGUUGCGCCAGAAGGAAGUAUAUGAAGAAGAUGCAAGGGCUGACGGCGUGUGGCCACUCGUUGCUGUGGCACAUCAGAUGAUGGUAUUUGAUGGCCCGUAGAUAUAGCUCAUCUUCUAUCAGUGCUUGGUCGUGAACUCGCUCCUGAUUAUGGUUAGAGAUAUAUGAUUAAAUGUAAGUAUCCGAGUCUUCGAUCAGACUAUAACAUAGUUUGAUAUGAUCUUCGCCUCCAUAGCGCCCUAUCGAGAAAAUCUGAAGCGGUUGUCCUCGGAGAAUGACGCUAGCUUGGCACAUGGAUAUAUCCAUUACUCGGCACCUCUGCACAGUUGACGAUAGGGCUAUUUGCAUCCCAUUUUCACAACCAUGGAAAACAUGGAUGCGCGGUAGCACAUAAGAUAUGUACUACAUUCUCCUAAAAUAUGGCCAGCUCGGACUUCGCACUUCGCACAUGCCAUAAGAUAUGUGACGUGUCCGCGAAAAUGAAUACCCUUGAUUGCGCUUAAAA